Messenger RNA from Lucilia sericata (common green bottle fly), 486 nucleotides. RefSeq lists its product as uncharacterized. Lineage: Eukaryota; Metazoa; Arthropoda; Insecta; Diptera; Calliphoridae. The annotation marks the transcript as partial. The transcript is spliced from 2 exons. The record is from RefSeq and is a predicted model, not a curated record.
CGCAAUUUUUAUUUCGGUUUUACUCGCAUGCAAUGUCUACACAAUUCAUCGGAUAUAGUGCGGGAAUUUAGUUGCUCUCUAAGAUCGUCUGAUAAAAAUCGCUUUAACAUGUUUGAUGCUUAUUUUAUAUUUGCGCAACCCUUUAUCAGUUUCGAUAUGCAGGCUGUUAUAAAUAUUUUUCCCAAGAAAUCACGUCAAUGGACUUUAUUUAAUGUGCGUCUAAAUGGUUGUAAAUUUCUGGAAAUGGCACAUCGUCAGGCAUUUUUUCGUAUAUUCACCAAGACUUUGAAUAAGUAUAUGAAUGUUAAGAAGUUAAAGUGUCCCAUGAGGGAGAAUUUCAAUUAUACCGUAAGUGGUUUCAAAUAUGAUGAAUAUGAUUUUCCAUCUUAUAUGCCGGAGGCUGAAGUUCAGGGCAUUUUACAUGUAUUUGUUGAAAAUAAGAAAAUUGCUUUUUCAACUUUAUGGGGUUAUGUUAAAUAUUAUUAA